Dujonia railenensis is the source of this 324-nucleotide messenger RNA. Lineage: Eukaryota; Fungi; Ascomycota; Pichiomycetes; Serinales; Debaryomycetaceae. The record is from the annotation of a GenBank genome assembly.
AUGUUUGUAUUUUCAACUUGGCUUGUGAGUGCAAAGUCGGCUGGAUACACUUCGUAUAGCCCAUCCAGACUUCGAACUUCAAGUGCAAGAGGAAGACCUGCAUUUUCAACUCAUGCCCGUGAACAUCUUGAGCUUUCUUUUAGAGCUAAUCCAGCCCCGACAAAGUUUCAGUGCAUGGAAAUCAAAGAAAUAACAAAAUUGUCCUAUGAGCAAGUCAGAACUUGGUUUAAUAACAAACGAAGAAGAACUAAAAAAGAUGAAAGUGGUUACUUUAUUCAUGAGAACCAUUACAUUGUUUCAAUUAACCAGUUUUCGAAUACCUGA